CGCCUAGACCUAGGGUUGCUUCCUUCCUUUUAACCUCGCGCCGCCAUCCGACGCCCAUCUGCUCCACCCUCCACCCAGCCGCCGCCGCCGCCGCCUAAGGAGAAGAGGGUCCGGCCGUCUCCUUGCCCCGAUGGCGUCCGAGAAGAAGCAGUCCAACCCGAUGCGGGAGAUCAAGGUGCAGAAGCUGGUCCUCAACAUAUCCGUAGGGGAGAGCGGCGACCGCCUCACCCGCGCCGCCAAGGUGCUGGAGCAGCUCAGCGGCCAGACCCCCGUCUUCUCCAAGGCGAGGUACACGGUGCGCUCGUUCGGCAUCCGGCGUAACGAGAAGAUCGCCUGCUACGUCACGGUCAGGGGCGACAAGGCCAUGCAGCUGCUUGAGAGCGGCCUCAAGGUCAAGGAGUACGAGCUGCUCAGGAGGAACUUCAGCGACACCGGCUGCUUCGGGUUCGGCAUCCAGGAGCACAUCGACCUUGGUAUCAAGUAUGAUCCAUCAACAGGCAUCUAUGGGAUGGACUUCUACGUCGUGCUUGAGCGUGCUGGCUAUCGCGUCGCGCGCCGCAGGAGGUGCAAGUCCCGUGUUGGGAUUCAGCAUAGGGUGACCAAGGAGGACUCCAUGAAGUGGUUCCAGGUCAAGUAUGAAGGUGUCAUCCUCAACAAGGCUCAGGCCAGCACGAUUUAAACCUCACCUGUGGGGCAAAACAGCUCUCGCUUCAUCUCCAUGUGAACGCAAGAUCACCUUCCAAGGUUUUUGUUUGAGUUGUAUCCUCUGGCCUGACUUUUUAGUCUACUAGCAGAGCUAUAAUCACUAUAUGAAUUAUUUUUUGUGCCCUUACCAUACUCUGCUGUUGCUUGAGAAUAUGUUAUUAGUCUGUCCUAGCUCUUCUUUGGUUACAUGCUUUGUUUACCGCA
This is a messenger RNA of Zea mays, 909 nucleotides long. Its product is annotated as 60S ribosomal protein L11-like. The transcript has 4 exons. Bases 131 to 679 code for a protein of 182 amino acids. Gene Ontology annotation, molecular function: structural constituent of ribosome. The record is from RefSeq and is marked validated. Gene Ontology annotation, biological process: translation. Lineage: Eukaryota; Viridiplantae; Streptophyta; Magnoliopsida; Poales; Poaceae. Gene Ontology annotation, cellular component: ribosome.